Messenger RNA from Solanum stenotomum, 1169 nucleotides. Its product is annotated as glycosyltransferase BC10-like. The transcript has a single exon. The record is from RefSeq and is a predicted model, not a curated record. The coding region runs from base 1 to 1161 and encodes 386 amino acids. Lineage: Eukaryota; Viridiplantae; Streptophyta; Magnoliopsida; Solanales; Solanaceae. Gene Ontology annotation, molecular function: glycosyltransferase activity. Gene Ontology annotation, cellular component: membrane.
AUGAAGAACAAAAAACAAAAUUUCAGAAAUUUAUUCACUAUCCCAUUAAAUAUGAUAUAUCUCCUUUCUUUUUUCUUCUUUUUUGCUUGUGGUAUUAUUUUCACUUCUUAUUUCAAUAACUUUAGUGUCAACUUACAAGUUAUAAAUGGCCAAAUUUUAAACUAUUCUUCUUUUAAUCCACAACCAUCACUACCACCAUCAUCGCGAUCGAUAAUUCCUCGAUUAGGGUUGAAUGAGUGUAUUAAGCCAAUUAAUGUUGAACAUGAUAUGAGUGAUGAAGAGUUAUUAUGGAGAAGUUCAAUGGUGCCAAAAGUUAAAGAGUUACCUUUUAAAAUACAACCAAAAGUGGCUUUCAUGUUUUUAACAAAAGGGCCGGUUUUGUUAUCACCACUUUGGGAGCUAUUUUUUAAAGGACAUGAAGGAUUUUAUUCAAUUUAUGUUCAUUCUCAUCCUUCUUAUAAUAAAUCAAAUAUUGAUGAAAGUUUUAUUUUUCAUGGAAGAAGAAUUCCAAGUAAAGAAGUUGAAUGGGGUAAAGUAAAUAUGGUUGAGGCUGAAAAAAGAUUACUAGCAAAUGCUCUUCUUGAUAUUUCUAACCAAAGAUUUGUUCUUCUCUCCGAAGCAUGCAUUCCCUUGUUCAAUUUCUCUACUAUCUACACUCACCUAAUGAACUCCACGAAAAAUUUCGUGGAGUCGUAUGACCAGCCCGGCCCAUCGGGCAGAGGUAGGUACCGCCCGCGAAUGAGCCCGACUAUCAAACUUCCACAAUGGAGGAAAGGGUCUCAAUGGUUUCAAAUGGAUAGGGAUCUCACCCUCGAGGUUGUUUCAGACAAGACGUAUUUCUCGAUUUUUCAAAAAUACUGCAAGGAAUGGUGUUGUGCUGACGAACACUACCUUCCGACUUUCGUGAGCAUGAGAUUUAGGGGGAGGAAUUCGGGCCGGACCUUGACUUGGGUUGACUGGUCGAAGGGUGGGGCCCACCCGGCCCGAUUUAAUAGACAAGAUAUAACUAAAGAGUUCUUGAAGAAGUUGAGGAAUGAGAGUAGUUGUGAGUAUAAUGGUAAGAAGACAAGUAUUUGUCAUUUGUUUGCAAGGAAAUUUACACCACAUGCUUUGAGUAGACUCUUGAUGUUUGCACCAAAGGUUAUGCAAUUCAACCAUUAAUUAGGAUC